Molecule: messenger RNA, 608 nt
Organism: Hibiscus syriacus
Lineage: Eukaryota; Viridiplantae; Streptophyta; Magnoliopsida; Malvales; Malvaceae
Product: protein ELF4-LIKE 4-like
Exons: 2
Coding region: 46-399 (117 amino acids)
Biological process (GO): positive regulation of circadian rhythm; entrainment of circadian clock
Source: RefSeq, a predicted model, not a curated record
GUGUUGAAUCUCAAGAUAUAUCUAGUCGUUUCAAGGUUCCUCGAGAUGGAAGACGAUAUGUUUUCAGGGUUCGGCAAUGGAACUCGGCUAGACGCCAGAGUUGUACACACAUUUCAAAAGAAUUUCGUGCAAGUCCAAGACAUUCUAGACCAAAACAGGCUGCUAAUCAACGAGAUCAACCAGAACCACGAGUCGAAAAUCCCCGACAACCUGAGUCGAAACGUGGGGUUAAUCAAAGAGCUAAACAACAACGUCAGACGAGUAGUGGAUCUCUAUGCCGAUCUCUCGAGCUCUUUCACAAGAUCAAUGGAGGCUUCAUCUGAAGGUGAUGAUUCAUCAGCUGGAACAUUCAAGUCUGAUGGCAAAGCUUCCAGUCAAAAGAGAAUCAGAUCCGGGUAAAUCUGCAGAAUCCCAUAUUUAAAAAUUCCUUUAAACUUACAUCUUGUAAUCAUGUAUAACCAUUGUUAUGAUCUUGUCAUGUGGAUUUGUUGUUCAAUAAAUGAGUAUAUUAGCCAUAGUGGUUUUACCUUAACUGUACUUUGUCUGCAAGUUCAAUUAUUGUUUAAUGUGCUAAACUGUCAUUAAAAGCAAUUUUGAAGCAUUUUCAG